AGUUUACGGCUUCAGCACUUUAAAAAAGCACUUUUUUAUAUUCAAACAAUUACGGAGCCAUAACAACCACCACACUUAGCUACAAACAUUGUUUUCAUUUGUUUAGCUAUAGAGCUAUAAACUGUGGUUAGAUAUGUGAAUUGUGUAUUACACUCAAUUUAUGGGGUCUUUUUUGUCGGUUUUAGCUGGCCUUUUUAUAUACAUUAAUUUGGGAGAUUUUUAAGUAAGAUAUUUUACUAAAUAUAGCUACAGAUACGGAUAUAUGCAAACAUGGACUGCUGUACACAAGCAAUGUAAAACGUUUGCUAUUGUGUGCAUUAUUUUCCGUCAAAAGAUAGACAUUCAGUCGACAAUGUUGCUGACUUUGACAGUAAUUGUUUUGAAUCUUGUCAUCCCUGUUUUUGGAACUGAUAAUGAUGCUUCCAGCAAAGCACACAGUACCAGUGAGGGCUACUUUAUUUCAAUAUGGCAGAACAGGUUGUAUUUGUACUCUGCGCAGUAUCAGGCUGACUUCCUGGUGUGGAAAGCAAAGUUCUUGGUGCGGCUCCAGGCCCUGUCCAAAGGAGAGAAGAAGAGCUGCUUGGGGAACUGUGCCUGUAAGACCAAGAAGAAAAAGAAGAACCAGGAGCCGCCAGAGGAGGAGCAGGCUCCUCCAGGAGCGCCCACCUUGGAGGAAAAGUUAGUGGACUCCUGUAGUGAUGAGUCAGCUGGACAGGAGAAGAGGCCAGGCUCGGUCAUAGAUGUGGAGGACUUAGGGGACAUCAUGAACAGCCUCAAGAAAGUCAAGAGCAAAGAGGAAGGUGAUGGGGAACCCUGGAUGGUGAAGCUGAAUCAAGUGAGAAAGAGAGAGGAAGAGGAGGAGAGGAGAGAGAUGAUCACCCCAGCCCUGAGGGAAGCACUGACCAAGCAAGGAUACAAACUGAUUGGAACUCACUCAGGAGUAAAGCUGUGUCGUUGGACCAAGUCCAUGCUGAGGGGAAGAGGAGGCUGCUACAAACACACUUUCUAUGGCAUUGAGUCUCACAGGUGUAUGGAGACGACCCCUAGCCUGGCCUGUGCUAACAAGUGUGUCUUCUGUUGGAGACACCACACUAACCCAGUGGGAAUGGAGUGGCGCUGGAAAUUGGACCCUCCAGAGAAGAUCUUGCUGGAAGCCAUGGAAAACCAUCAGAAUAUGAUACACCAGUUCAAAGGUGUGCCGGGGGUGCGGCCAGACCGCUACGAAGAGGGCCUGUCUGUGAAACACUGCGCGCUCUCCCUGGUUGGCGAGCCAAUUAUGUACCCCGAAAUCAAUGCCUUCCUUUGUCUCCUUCACACCCACCACAUCUCAAGCUUUCUGGUCACCAAUGCGCAGUUCCCAGAAGAAAUCAGGAAUCUGGUGCCAGUCACACAGCUGUAUGUCAGUGUGGAUGCCAGCACAAAAGAGAUUCUGAAGAAGAUCGACCGGCCACUCUUCACAGACUUCUGGCCUCGCUUCCUAGACAGCCUUAAAGCCCUGGGUGAGAAGAGACAGAGGACCGUGUACAGACUAACGCUAGUGAAGGCCUGGAAUGUGGUGGAGCUGAAGGCCUACUCAGAGCUCAUUGCCUUGGGACAGCCAGACUUCAUCGAGGUCAAGGGGGUGACGUACUGCGGGGAGAGCUCGGCCAGUAGCCUGACCAUGGCUAACGUGCCCUGGCACGAGGAGGUGGUGCACUUUGUCAAGCAGCUAGCUGACAUGCUGCCACAGUACGAGAUCGCCUGCGAGCACAAGCACUCCAACUGUCUGCUGAUAGCCCACAAGAAGUUCAAGGUAGAAGGGGAGUGGUGUACGUGGAUUGACUAUGACGGCUUCCAGGAGCUUGUGCAGGCCUACGAGAAGAGCGGUGGCCGGCAGGUAUUCUCAGCCCAGGACUACAUGUCCAAAACCCCCCACUGGGCCCUGUUUGGGGCCAGGGAUCAAGGCUUCGACCCGGCGGACACACGCUUCCAAAGGAGGAACAAAACCAAAGACAUUUCUGGAUGUUGAUCUAGCAAGAGCGAACGAGAGUAGAUGGUGAUGGAGAGAUAGUAAGUGGGAGGGAGCAGUUCAGUUUCACAUUACCUUUGACUUUUAAUUGUCAUAAUCAGUUUUAAGGUGUCAAAUCUCACCUGUCUUUAUCGUUUUGUUUUGAAAUGAAAUAAAAAAUGAUUUUUUUUCUUCUGUGUUUUUCAAACAGAAACUGCAAGGUUCAAUCUCUCCAAACCAGCCUUUUUUCUUUUCUAUUUUUUUACUGUUGUUUCCAUGCUUACAGUACUUCAAAUGUUUAUUCUUUUUACUGUCAUUAUGACAUUAACUUGAUUUGUUUUUGCUAACUAGCACUAGAUGAUUGCACUAUUUAGGUUUGGUAGCUGGUGUGUACCUGGUGUGUGUAUGUCUUCCGUCCCCCCCACGUUUGAGGAGGAGAGAGGGGGUCAUGAGGAUCCUGUGAAGGAGGAGGGCUAAAGUACUCAGUGUAUCACUAGACCUGCUCUAGGCUCCAAUCACCCCUCAUGUGCACAACUCGAGCUGGUCUGCCACUGCCAAGUGUCCACUGAAUUAUCUUUACCUCAUCAAAUUGUUCUUUGAAAAUAUCCAGUUCUACCUUGUCAUAUUUUUGUUUCACACUCAUUCUGUGUUCUAUUCAUGUUUCUGCAAUGCCUGGCAAACAGGGUGCGUAACGGAUGAUGUUUACUGUAUCAUUGCAAUAAAUGUAUAUAUACGACAACAAAAUUCCUUGUUCUAUGUUCAGUGAAUCAAUCGACUGGUAUGGUGAGGCUUGUUGAAAGCCGUGUCAUAAUGGACGAGCACAGUAUGCUGCAGUCUGCAUCUGCCCACAGCUUUCGCUUCCAACAUGUUUUUGGUCCCCUUUCAUCGGCUCUUGAAUUAGAACCUGACAUUUACAGGCUCUUGUAAGCCCAGUAGCCGGGCUUCAGUGUCUUCACUGCUUUUGUUUAUUGGUCAGUUAAGUAGGUCUUUGACCAAUCAGUCCAUAUGUUUGCUUAUUUUUUACAGUGUCUAGACUGA
Messenger RNA from Hypomesus transpacificus, 3025 nucleotides. It is a transcript of the gene tyw1, whose product is annotated as tRNA-yW synthesizing protein 1 homolog (S. cerevisiae). Gene Ontology annotation, biological process: wybutosine biosynthetic process. Gene Ontology annotation, molecular function: catalytic activity; 4 iron, 4 sulfur cluster binding. The transcript has 13 exons. The coding region runs from base 263 to 2008 and encodes 581 amino acids. The record is from RefSeq and is a predicted model, not a curated record. Lineage: Eukaryota; Metazoa; Chordata; Actinopteri; Osmeriformes; Osmeridae.